AUGUCACAGAGAAAGGCCAGAGGGGCACUGGCCAUGCCGGGAGUGGGGCAGAGCCCGGCGAAGGCCAGGCCGAGGCUGCUAGCAGGCACCCACAGCCGGAGGAGCCGUCUGAGCAGGACCAGGCAGGACCUGUGGGAAGGGACCGGCUGGAGCAACCAGAGGUGGAGCAGAGCUGCCCCUGCCCCCAGAGGGGCCGGCACCGGGAGCCUGGCUGGUGUCAGGAGUGAGGUCAGUCCUGAGAACGCCGCACGAGAGCGGAGCCGGGUGAGGACACUGCGCCAGGCCUUCCUGGCCCUGCAGGCCGCUCUGCCUGCCGUGCCCGCGGGCACCAAGCUCUCCAAGUUGGAUGUGCUGGUGCUGGCCACCAGCUACAUAGCCCACCUCACCCGCACGCUCGGCCACGAGUUGCCUGGCCCCGCCUGGCCACCCUUCCUGCGUGGACUCUGCUUCCUGCACCCUCUCAAGAAGUGGCCAAUGAGAUCGCGUCUCUAUGCUGGAGGCCUGGGGUGCUCUGGCCUUGACUCCACCACAGCCACCAGCCUGGGCCAAAGAACAAAGGAGGCAGAGGCCAGGCCCCAAGUCCCUGGAGAGGCAGAUGCUCUCCUCCCCACCAGGCCGCUCCCACCCGUUCUUGGUGAUAAAUGACCUUCACGCUCACCUUCACUUCUGGACUGCGACUCAAGCUUAGGGACCUGGUUUCUUCUCUACCAGGCCCUGCCUGUCUGCACACUGACUCUUACCCUAUGGAUCUGACUCAACCCCAGGUUCCAGCCUGCAGACCAGACAAAGCCGCGGGCACGUCUGUGAUGGAGUGCUCAGGGG
Molecule: messenger RNA, 822 nt
Organism: Myotis myotis
Lineage: Eukaryota; Metazoa; Chordata; Mammalia; Chiroptera; Vespertilionidae
Gene: TCF23
Product: transcription factor 23
Exons: 3
Coding region: 1-645 (214 amino acids)
Biological process (GO): regulation of transcription by RNA polymerase II; developmental process
Molecular function (GO): DNA-binding transcription factor activity, RNA polymerase II-specific; RNA polymerase II transcription regulatory region sequence-specific DNA binding; protein dimerization activity
Source: RefSeq, a predicted model, not a curated record